ACUCACCUGACUCGUUAGUGUGAACCACCUUGAAACCAUUUACUUUUAGUUUUUGGAAGUGUAUUACAUUGUCGAGGAGUUGCAUCAGUUUGGUUGAGGAAUCUUAGCACGAGUUUUUAGCAGUAACAUUGAGUUGUUAUUGAGUAUAAUAUUAAUAAUUUACCAUUAAUUUAAUAAUUACUAUUAAAUAAGUAAUACUAUCUACUAAGUAAAGUUCAAGUAAAUCAAUCAGGAUGAGUCGUCAAUUUCCUUAUUCAAGUGCUCCGCUCCGUUCUGUUAAAGAGGUACAAUUUGGUUUAUUAUCUCCAGAAGAAGUUCGAGCUAUUUCUGUGGCUAAGAUUGAAUAUCCAGAAACAAUGGAUCAAUCAACAAAAAAGCCAAGAGAAGGUGGAUUAAAUGAUCCAAGAUUAGGUUCAAUAGAUCGUAAUUUUAGAUGUCAAACUUGUGGUGAAGAUAUGACUGAAUGUCCUGGACAUUUUGGUCAUAUUGAAUUAGCUAAACCAGUAUUUCAUAUUGGAUUUAUUCCAAAAAUUAAAAAAGUUUGUGAAUCAGUUUGUAUGAGUUGUGGUAAACUUUUAUUAAAUGAAACUAAUCCUGCUAUGGCUCAAGCCAUUAGAAUAAGAGAUCCAAAAAAGAGAUUUAAUGCUGUAUGGAGUCUUUGUAAACAAAAAAAUGUUUGUGAAGCAGAAACAACUACAGAAGAUGGCACUAUUAUAGGUAGAGGAGGAUGUGGUAAUACUCAUCCAACAAUUCGUAGAGAUGGUUUAAAACUUUGGGGAACUUGGAAACAAACUAAAGGAUUUGAAGAAGGUGAACAAGGUGAUAAAAGAAUUUUAACUCCAUCAGAAAUUCUUAAUGUAUUUAAACAUAUAAGUCAAGAAGAUUGUUAUAGAUUAGGGUUUAAUGAAGAUUAUGCUAGACCUGAAUGGAUGUUAAUUACUGUUUUACCAGUUCCACCUCCACCAGUUAGACCAAGUAUUGCCUUUAAUGAUACUGCCAGAGGUGAAGAUGAUUUAACAUUUAAAUUAGCUGAUGUUAUUAAAGCUAAUAUUAAUGUUCAAAGAUUAGAAAUGGAUGGAUCACCUCAACAUGUUAUAAGUGAAUUUGAAUCAUUACUUCAAUUUCAUGUAGCAACUUAUAUGGAUAAUGAUAUAGCUGGUCAACCUCAAGCUUUACAAAAAACUGGUAGACCAAUUAAAUCUAUUAGAGCAAGAUUAAAGGGUAAAGAAGGUAGAUUAAGAGGUAAUCUUAUGGGAAAAAGAGUUGAUUUUUCAGCUCGUACAGUUAUUUCUGGUGAUCCAAAUCUUGAUUUAGAUCAAGUUGGGGUUCCAAUUUCAAUUGCAAGAACUUUAACUUAUCCAGAAAUUGUUACUCCAUAUAAUAUUCAUCGUUUAACUGAAUAUGUUCGUAAUGGACCUAAUGAACAUCCCGGUGCAAAAUAUGUCAUAAGAGAUACAGGUGAUCGAAUUGAUUUAAGAUAUAAUAAAAGAGCUGGGGAUAUUGCCUUACAAUAUGGUUGGAAAGUUGAACGUCAUUUAAUGGAUAAUGAUCCAGUUUUAUUUAAUCGUCAACCUUCUUUACAUAAAAUGUCUAUGAUGGCUCAUAGAGUUAAAGUUAUGCCUUAUUCAACUUUUAGAUUAAAUUUAUCAGUUACUUCACCUUAUAAUGCUGAUUUUGAUGGUGAUGAAAUGAAUUUACAUGUUCCACAAUCUCCUGAAACUAGAGCUGAAUUAUCUGAAAUUUGUGCUGUACCUUUACAAAUUGUUUCUCCUCAAUCUAAUAAACCAGUUAUGGGUAUUGUUCAAGAUACUUUAUGUGGUAUUCGUAAAAUGACUUUAAGAGAUAAUUUUAUUGAAUAUGAUCAAGUUAUGAAUAUGUUAUAUUGGAUUCCAAAUUGGGAUGGAGUUAUUCCACCACCAGUUAUUACUAAACCAAAAUUUUUAUGGAGUGGUAAACAAAUAUUAUCAAUGGCAAUUCCAAAGGGUAUUCAUUUACAAAGAUUUGAUGGAGGUAAAGAUUUAUUAAGUCCAAAAGAUACUGGUAUGUUAAUUGUUGAUGGAGAAAUUAUGUUUGGAGUGGUUGAUAAAAAGACUGUUGGAGCUACUGGAGGAGGAUUAAUUCAUACAGUUAUGAGAGAAAAGGGUCCACAAGUUUGUGCUCAAUUAUUUAGUGCUAUUCAAAAAGUUGUUAAUUAUUGGUUACUUCAUAAUGGAUUUUCUAUUGGUAUUGGUGAUACAAUUGCUGAUAGAAGUACUAUGAAUUAUGUUACAUCAACUAUUCAAGAAGCUAAACAAAAAGUUCAAGAAAUUAUUUUAGAUGCUCAACUGAAUAAAUUGGAUCCUGAACCAGGUAUGACAUUAAGAGAAUCUUUUGAACAUAAUGUUUCAAGAGUUUUAAAUCAAGCAAGAGAUACUGCUGGUAGAUCAGCUGAAAUGAGUUUAAAAGAUUUAAAUAAUGUUAAACAAAUGGUUACUUCAGGUUCAAAAGGUUCAUUUAUUAAUAUUUCUCAAAUGUCUGCUUGUGUUGGUCAACAAAUUGUUGAAGGUAAAAGAAUUCCAUUUGGAUUUGCUGAUCGUACUUUACCUCAUUUUACAAAAGAUGAUUAUUCACCUGAAUCUAAAGGUUUUGUUGAAAAUUCUUAUUUAAGAGGUUUAACUCCACAAGAAUUCUUUUUCCAUGCUAUGGCAGGUAGAGAAGGUCUUAUUGAUACUGCAGUUAAAACUGCCGAAACAGGUUAUAUUCAACGUCGUUUAGUUAAAGCUUUAGAAGAUAUUAUGGUUCAUUAUGAUGGUACAACAAGAAAUUCUUUAGGAGAUAUUAUUCAAUUUAUUUAUGGUGAAGAUGGUAUUGAUGGUACUCAAGUUGAAAAACAAUCAGUUGAUACUAUACCAGGAUCAGAUAAAUCUUUUGAACAACGUUAUCGUAUUGAUCUUUUAGAUCCAGAGACAACACUUUCUGAUUCAUUAUUAGAAUCAGGUAAAGAAAUUAAAGGUGAUGUUAAAUUACAAAGACUCUUGGAUGAAGAAUAUGAUCAAUUAAUUAAAGAUCGUACUUAUUUAAGAGAUGUUUGCUUUCCAAAUGGUGAUUUUAGUUGGCCAUUACCAGUUAAUUUACGUCGUAUUAUUCAAAAUGCUCAACAAAUUUUCCAUAAUGGACGUUAUAAAGCUUCUGAUUUAAGAUUAGAAGAUAUUGUUACUGGUGUACGUAAUUUAUGUUCUAAAUUACUUGUAGUAAGAGGUGAAGGUCCAUUACUGGAUGAAGCUCAAGCUAAUGCUACAUUACUUUUCCAAUGUUUAGUAAGAUCAAGAUUAGCUUCUAGACGUGUUAUUGAAGAAUUUAAAUUAAAUUCUUCAUCAUUUGAAUGGGUUAUGGGAGAAAUUGAAUCUCAAUUUCAAAAAUCCAUUGUUCAUCCGGGUGAAAUGGUUGGUGUGGUUGCUGCUCAAUCUAUUGGGGAACCAGCAACUCAAAUGACUUUAAAUACUUUCCAUUAUGCCGGUGUUUCUUCAAAGAAUGUUACUUUAGGGGUUCCUCGUCUUAAAGAAAUUCUUAAUGUUGCAAAAAAUAUUAAAACUCCUGCUCUUACAGUUUAUUUAGAAAAGGAUAUUGCAUCAGAUAUAGAAAAAGCUAAAGUUGUUCAAUCAGCAAUUGAACAUACAACUUUAAAGAAUGUUACUUCAUCAACUGAAAUUUAUUAUGAUCCAGAUCCAAGAACAACAGUUAUAGAAGAAGAUUAUGAUACAGUUGAAGCUUAUUUUGCAAUUCCUGAUGAAAAAGUUGAAGAAUCUAUUGCUAAUCAAUCUCCAUGGUUACUUCGUUUAGAAUUAGAUCGUGCUAAAAUGCUUGAUAAACAAUUAACUAUGGCUCAAGUUGCUGAAAAGAUUUCUCAAAAUUUUGGAGAAGAUUUAUUUGUUAUUUGGUCAGAUGAUACUGCUGAUAAAUUAAUUAUUCGUUGUAGAGUUGUUCGUGAUCCAAAGAUGGAUGAAGAAGCUGAAUCUGAAGAAGAUCAAAUUUUAAAGAGUAUUGAAUCUCAUAUGUUGGAAAAUAUUUCUUUAAGAGGUAUUGAAGGUAUUACAAGAGUUUUUAUGAUGCAACAUAAAACAAGUACACCUGAUGAAACUGGUGAUUUUAAACAAGGUAAAGAAUGGGUCUUGGAAACUGAUGGGGUUAAUCUUGCAGGUGUUAUGUCAGUAGCUGGAGUCGAUUCAAGUAGAACUUAUUCUAAUAAUUUUAUUGAAAUUCUUUCAGUUCUUGGUAUUGAAGCCACUAGAUCAGCAUUAUUUAAAGAAAUUCUUAAUGUUAUUGCUUUUGAUGGUUCUUAUGUUAAUUAUCGUCAUAUGGCUCUUUUGGUUGAUGUUAUGACUUCUCGUGGUCAUCUUAUGGCCAUUACUCGUCAUGGUAUUAAUAGAUCAGAUACUGGUGCAUUAAUGCGUUGUUCAUUCGAAGAAACAGUUGAAAUUUUACUUGAAGCUGGUGCAUCUGCUGAAUUAGAUGAUUGUAGAGGUAUUUCUGAAAAUGUUAUGUUGGGUCAAAUGGCUCCAUUAGGUACUGGAUCAUUUGAUGUUAUGGUUGAUGAUAAGAUGUUACAAAAUGCUCCUUCAAAUAUUCCAAUUAUUAGUGGAAAUGAAGAAUAUCAAGAUGAUGGUGGUGCUACUCCUUAUAAGGAUUAUAAUAUGGAUGAUGAUAAUGUUCAUUAUGAAGAAGGUGGUGGAUUUUCUCCUAUUCAUACUGCUCAAGUUCAAGAUGGAAUUGGUGGAGGUCUCACUUCUUAUGGUGGUCAACCAACUUCUCCAUCUGCUACUUCUCCAUUUGGUUAUGGUGGUACUUCACCUUCAUUUGGUGGAGCUACAUCUCCAGGUUAUGGUGGAACUUCUCCAAGUUAUUCUCCAACUUCUCCAAGUUAUUCACCUACCUCACCAAGUUAUUCACCAACUUCUCCAUCUUACUCACCAACAUCUCCAAGUUACUCACCUACUUCUCCAUCCUACUCACCAACUUCACCUGCUUAUUCACCAACUUCUCCAUCCUACUCACCUACAUCUCCAAGUUAUUCACCAACUUCCCCUUCAUAUUCACCAACUUCACCAAGUUAUUCUCCUACUUCACCAUCUUAUUCUCCAACUUCUCCACAAUAUUCACCAACAUCUCCAUCUUAUUCACCAACAUCUCCACAAUACUCACCUACUUCUCCUCAGUAUUCUCCUACAUCUCCAUCCUAUUCACCAACUUCUCCACAAUAUAAUCCUCAAGGAGAUGAAACUCCUGAUUACUCUCCAAAAUCACCUAACCAUGAUAAUAAGUAGGAUUAUAAUUGGUGAAGUUUAGCUGGUUAUAACAUAAUAAUAAGUAUAGUUAUAGUUAAAGUAUUAGUAUUAGUUUUAGUUCUAGUUUAUCUGUUUAAACUUGUGUAAAAAUAUUUGUUUAAUGAUACAUCUUUCUGAUUGUUCUUUUAAUACAUUAGUAGUCGCAACGGGCAUCUCUAAAAAAAAAAAUC
Scheffersomyces amazonensis is the source of this 5491-nucleotide messenger RNA. RefSeq names its product DNA-directed RNA polymerase II subunit RPB1 (gene RPO21). The coding region runs from base 234 to 5300 and encodes 1688 amino acids. Gene Ontology annotation, cellular component: RNA polymerase II, core complex. Gene Ontology annotation, biological process: transcription by RNA polymerase II. The transcript has 2 exons. Lineage: Eukaryota; Fungi; Ascomycota; Pichiomycetes; Serinales; Debaryomycetaceae. The record is from RefSeq and is a predicted model, not a curated record. Gene Ontology annotation, molecular function: DNA binding.